AUGCUUCUGAAUGUCCUGAUCCAGUCCAGGCCCCCACAGAUAACUGCGGGCGAGUGCUUUCAUUCGAGUGAUACCUGGAUGUCCCGCAUGCAGGAUGUGCCGGAUUUUGGGCCAGACAGGAACUGGAAAGGUAUCGCCAUCUCUCUGCUGGUCAUCGUGGUCAUACUGUCACUCAUUGGACUGGCCAUCGCUCUUCUUUCCAAAAAUGAUGGCGCGAAGUCUUUAGGCACCCAAUUGACCCUGGAUGACCUCUUUCAACGAGAGUUCCAGGUGCARGACCCUGAUGCUAAGUGGAUCAAUGAUGAGGAGAUCAUUUUCAGGAGCUGGGACGGUGACGUGUUCAAAGCCAACACGCAGAGCAACGAGACACACCUCUUACUAAAAAACACCACUUUUGCAYCAUUUAAGGCCUCCAAGUUUGCAGUUUCUCCAGAUCUGAACUUUGUUCUUCUGGGCUAUGACGUGAAACAGGUGUACCUGUACUCUUUCCUGGCAUCCUACUUGAUAUACAACCUGCAUACAAGGGAGGUACAGGAGCUGAACCCUCCAGAGGUGUCGGACUCGGUCCUGCAGUUUGCUUCUUGGGGCGUUCGGGAUCAACAGCUGGUGUAUGUCUUUGAAAACAACAUUUACUACCAGACGGAUGUCAAAAGCAGUUCUUGGAGACUGACGUCUUCAGGGCGAGAAGGAGUGGUCUUCAAUGGCAUCGCUGAUUGGUUAUACGAAGAGGAAGUGCUGCACUCUCAAGUGGCUCACUGGUGGUCCCCUGACGGGUCACGACUGGCCUACCUCAACCUCAACGACACUCUGGUACCCAACAUGCUCCUGCCUCGCUUCACUGGCGCCCUCUACCCCAGGGGCCAACUGUACCCUUACCCCAAGGUGGGGCAGGUCAAUCCCACUGUUAAGCUUUACGUCGUCACCUUGGAUGGGGGAUCCCAGACAACUGAACUGCGACCUCCCAACAGCUUUGAAAAAAGUGACUACUACAUAACCAUGGUGACAUGGGUCACAGAGGAGAAGAUCGGUGUGCGCUGGUUAAACCGAGCCCAGAACACCUCCAUUCUGUCGCUAUGUGAGGUCACCAUGGGGGCAUGUCUAAAAAAACAUGUGAUUACAUCAGAGAAGUGGCUUGACCGUCAGAAUGAAGAGCCAUUGUUUUCCAAGGAUGGGAAUACCUUCUUCCUGACCAUGCCUAUAAAACAUGGCGGACGAGGGUCAUUCCACCAUAUCACCAUGAUAUCUGACCAGUUCAAUGGUGAUGAGGUCAACAUGCGCCACCUGACCUCUGGCAGCUGGGAGGUGUCUCAGAUCCUGGAGUAUGAUGAGGAAGCAGAUACAGUUUAUUUCCUUAGCACAGAAGAUAGUUCAAUACAAAGACAACUGUACAGAGUGUCGGCGGUAAACCCAUUUCAACGUGAAUGCCUGACCUGCUCCCUGUUCAAAACACAAUGCUCCUACUACGAUGCAGUCUUCAACCCAGACAAUCAGUAUGUCCUGCUGAACUGUAGAGGUCCCGGUAUACCAAGAACCACCCUUUACAAACUGAAUGACAUGAGCACAAAUAGCUGGCAACACAAUCCAAGCAAUGUUCUCGCGGAUUUUGCACACAUGGAGGCGGAACAGGCGCUGCUGGCAGUCACUGAGGGGCAGAGCAAGAAUUACACUUUGGAGAAGAACACCGCACUAAGAGAUGCACUGAUAUAUAGGAAUAUACCAAGGAGAGAUAUCAGGACCCUACAAAUCAACAACUUUGCACUUCGUCUGGAGCUGACCAUGCCAAUAGAUUUUGAUGAGGCCACAGCGUAUCCACUUCUGCUGAUCCUUGACAGUGCCCCCGGUGGCCAGGCGGUGAGUGACCAGUUUGUUCUUGACUGGGACUCUGUUCUGGUCAGCUCGGAUAACGUCAUCGUGGCUCGCCUGGACGGCAGUGGGAGUGGGUUCCUGGGCCAGAGGGUCCUGCAUGAAGUCCACCAGCGUUUGGGAACCGUGGAGGUGCAGGACCAGAUCGCAGCAGUAGAGUACCUGACCAAGCUGCCAUAUGUGGAUAAAAAUAAUGUUGCUGUUUAUGGAAAGGCUUAUGGGGGUUUCCUGAGCUCUCUUCUACUCCUCUCCUCUGGCUCCAUGUUCAGAUGUGGGGUUGCAGUUGCUCCCGUGACAGACUGGAGACUCUACGGUUCGGCCUUCACUGAGCGUUACUUUGGGUUCCCGGUCCAGGAUGAGCGUAAAUACCAACUCUCCAGUCUGCUUCCCAACAUCACAGGCACAGGUCAACGGAAGUUUCUCAUCAUCCAUGGAACAGCAGAUGCCACCGUUCAUUUCCAGCAUUCCGCGGAGCUGGUGAAACUUCUGUCAAUAUCAAACGUUAACUACACUCUGCAGAUCUUCCCAGACGAAGGACACAACAUUUACUCUGUGAAGAGCCAACGCUACUUGUUGAACUCUGUCAUGACCUUCUUCAGGGAAUGCUUCCUAGUGGAAAUCCCUGUAGCUCAUCCUGUGUCUGAGGAUGACUAGGAUGACCAUGUCUCACCUUGUUUUUGUAGAACCUGUUGCUCCUGGAAACGAUGAAGUGGUCUUUGACCUGCUUGUCUGAGGAACCACCAGUGAGAAGUGGUGAGAUAUGGUGAGACAAUGUGAAUGAGAGAGGGGUCAGACAAUGUUGUUGUGCUCUAUGAAGGGUAAUGAUAGGCUGAGAAGAGAUUGAAGAUUUUUCCUGUACAGUGAUGUAUACAUUUUCCUAUUGCUAUGAUCAAGCAAUAGUUCACAUAGGAACAUUUAGGCUGUUACCAGUGUUCUGCAAAUAUCAUAAGUAUACAGUUAGCAUGGUAGAGAUUCAGUAGAGAAGAAGGGAAACUUGUUCAUAUUAGCUGUUUGUAUGGGAGGUAUGUUUUAGUCUUUACUGUUAAAGAUGUGAAAGGGAGAUAUUUAUUUAUUUUUUCCUUUUAAAGAAUAUAGUUAUUUCAGACAGCUGUAAUGUAUUGUGAAUUUUAGAUAUAUAUUCAGUUUCAGUUUUAAAAUGGCAUUUAGAGCGUGCAUUAGGGAUAAAUACAGGUAACCGGGAUCCUAGGACUGUCACURUUCACAUUUCCCCCCAAAGUAAAAUGACCUGGGAAAUUAAAACAUUUUCCCCCAA
This is a messenger RNA of Salvelinus sp. IW2-2015, 3136 nucleotides long. NCBI's taxonomy places the organism in Eukaryota, Metazoa, Chordata, Actinopteri, Salmoniformes, Salmonidae. The record is from RefSeq and is a predicted model, not a curated record.